Haliotis rubra (blacklip abalone) is the source of this 417-nucleotide messenger RNA. RefSeq lists its product as uncharacterized. The transcript has a single exon. Bases 1 to 417 code for a protein of 138 amino acids. Gene Ontology annotation, molecular function: nucleic acid binding. Lineage: Eukaryota; Metazoa; Mollusca; Gastropoda; Lepetellida; Haliotidae. Gene Ontology annotation, biological process: DNA integration. The record is from RefSeq and is a predicted model, not a curated record.
AUGGCUUAUGGCUUGGAUACGGACUCUGUUCUGAAUGCCUUUUAUCGAAUGGUAAACAGAAGAGGUCUGCCUGAGCUGGUAGUAUCUGAUAAUGGUACUAACUUUGUUGGUUCUGUCAAAGAAUCGAAGGAGGUGUUCCUCCUCCUUGAUGAGAGUGCAGUUAGACAUUCACUUGCAAACAAGGGAAUAAAAUGGUGCUUCAAUCCCCCUCAUGCAUCACAUUUCGGAGGGGUGUUUGAAACCAUGAUAAAGGCUGCAAAGCGUGGCAUCUUUGCUAUCCUCAGUGGUGGUGAUGUCACAGAUGAAGAGUUGAUGACAGCUUUCACUGGAGCAGAGGCUCUUAUCAACUCUCGUCCCUUUACUUACCAGUCGGCUCAUCCACAUGACAGUACACCUCUCACGCCAAAUCACUUCUAA